AUGUGUACUAUUGGACUGUCGAAAUCAAACAGCAAAACACCCAAGAAAGCGUCCUUCAGUGUUGAAAAUAUAUUGUCGUGUAGUUCAUUUUCUCACAGCGAUCCUUCUCAAAAAAUUCCUAAACCAUCGCCGGUGAACCCGCUUGUUACAACUUCCGUAGUUACGAUCCCAUCUAUUUCACGAGUUUCGCAAUCUGAGACAUCGAGUUCCGGGUAUUCGUUAGCAACUGAUCCAACUGGAAUGUUUCUGCUGCCUACUUAUAUUCAUUCUAUACCUAGUGGUACUUCCGCAGAUAAUUGUCCCGGCUCAACAACUGAUUCGUUCCUCGCACAUUACCCUUGGCAAGCAACUUCGUCAGAACAAUCUUCCUCUCCUCCUGAACACAAAAGUUUAGCGGCAAUGGGCAUAACCAAAUGCUUAUUACGGAAGCAUAAGAAUAACCGUAAACCUAGGACACCAUUUAGCACACAACAGCUGCUGUCACUAGAACGAAAAUUUCAACAGAAGCAAUAUUUAUCAAUUGCUGAACGAGCAGAAUUCAGCGCAUCCUUGCAGCUUACCGAAACACAGGUCAAAAUAUGGUUUCAGGUAAAUAUCUUCCAUCCGUAUCCUCAUCUCUCAUACGUCCAUCCAAUUUAA
Messenger RNA from Loa loa (African eye worm), 639 nucleotides. RefSeq lists its product as hypothetical. The record is from RefSeq and is a predicted model, not a curated record. Lineage: Eukaryota; Metazoa; Nematoda; Chromadorea; Rhabditida; Onchocercidae. Gene Ontology annotation, cellular component: nucleus. Gene Ontology annotation, molecular function: RNA polymerase II transcription regulatory region sequence-specific DNA binding; DNA-binding transcription factor activity, RNA polymerase II-specific. The transcript is spliced from 3 exons. Bases 1 to 639 code for a protein of 212 amino acids. Gene Ontology annotation, biological process: embryonic morphogenesis; regulation of transcription by RNA polymerase II.